AUGGCGCCCAUUGAAUCCGGCUCCCUCGUUCUCGUAACCGGUGGUAACGGCUUCAUCGCCGCCCACUGCAUCGCGACUCUCUUGCGUUCCGGCCAUAACGUCCGAGCUACGGUGCGCUCAACCGAGAAAGCAGAAGCAACCCGCAAAGCAUUGGAGGAUGCCGGUGUCCAGAACCUUAAUAGUCUGGAAUUCGUGGUUGUCGUGGACCCGACCGAUCUCCAGGCCUUGAGCCCUACGCUGAAAGGUUGUCAGGCCGUAUUGCAUCUGGCGUCGGCUUUCAACUAUGAGGCGAAGCCCGGAGAGUUUGAAGAAAAGCUCAUGAUUCCCGCCGUAAAGGGGACACGGGUUGUCUGUGAGGCUGCUCAGCAGCAUCCAUCCGUCCGACGAGUGGUCAUCAUGUCGAGCUUUGCUAGUGUGUACGAUGCCAGCCUCGGUUUACAGCCCGGUCGCGUUUACACUGAAGAAGAUUGGGCGCCGUUGACCUAUGAGGAUGGUGUGAAUGCAUCCGCCGUGCCGAUUGCGUAUCGCGCGUCAAAGGUCGUUGCCGAACGUACGGCGUGGGAUUAUGUGCGAGACCAUCAGGUUCAGUAUCAAUUGGUGACUUUGUGCCCCGGAAUGGUAUUUGGCAAGAUGAUUCAUCCGAUCUCUUCGCUGUCCCAGCUCAAUGCGAGCAACCAGAUUGUCUGGGGUGUGUUGAAUGCUGGACGAAACGGCGAGAUUCCCCCGACAAAGGCGCCCGUCUGGAUCGACGUUGAAGAUCUCGCCGAAACGAGUUUCAGAGCGCUUACAUUCCCCGAGACGAAGCACGAGCGUUUCUUGGUGACGCAGGGGUCGUACGAUACACAGGAGAUCGCAGAUAUCAUUCGAGAACGAUCCCAAGAAAGACAUAGAGUACCUCUGGGCGAGCCUGGGAAGCGCAUUGCCGAGACUCAUUAUUCCUGCGAUUCUUCCAAGGCGCAGAGGGUACUCGGGGUUAAGUUUCGGGGAUUGGAAGAGUCGAUUGGGCCGUUGGCAAAGCAGUUGUAUGCAAUGGAAGCACGUUGA
Messenger RNA from Penicillium brasilianum, 1044 nucleotides. The record is from the annotation of a GenBank genome assembly. NCBI's taxonomy places the organism in Eukaryota, Fungi, Ascomycota, Eurotiomycetes, Eurotiales, Aspergillaceae.